This is a messenger RNA of Aureobasidium melanogenum CBS 110374, 408 nucleotides long. RefSeq lists its product as uncharacterized. The record is from RefSeq and is a predicted model, not a curated record. The transcript has 3 exons. NCBI's taxonomy places the organism in Eukaryota, Fungi, Ascomycota, Dothideomycetes, Dothideales, Saccotheciaceae. The annotation marks the transcript as partial.
GGUUACUACUUGUACAGAGCUGGUGGCAGCCCCAAGGUUGCCGAGAAGGAGAUGGAGCACGAUGCUGCCCGCCUCUCGAGAUCAACAAAGGAUGAGCUGCCCGGCCGUGCCAAGGAGCUCAAGACCGAGGCAAAGGUCUACGGCGAGCAGAUUGGUCAGAAGAUUGAUGGCGCCGUCAAGGACGCCCGCGAAAAGACCCGCGAGUUCGACGCCAAGUUCGAGUCGUACCGCGCCGACGCAGAAAAGAACAUCGACCAAUACAGAAAGGAGGCCAACAAGGAGUUUAACAGCGCUGUUGACACCUUUGACAAGAAGGUCGGUGAUGCCGCUGCCAACGCAAAGGCCACUGUCGAGGCCAAUGCCGAGAAGGCAAAGAGCGGUUUCUCCAGCUGGUUCGGCGGCAAGUAA